Phycodurus eques (leafy seadragon) is the source of this 3067-nucleotide messenger RNA. RefSeq names its product activin A receptor type 1Ba (gene acvr1ba). Bases 155 to 1747 code for a protein of 530 amino acids. Gene Ontology annotation, cellular component: activin receptor complex; plasma membrane. The transcript has 8 exons. Gene Ontology annotation, biological process: protein phosphorylation; activin receptor signaling pathway; cellular response to growth factor stimulus. Lineage: Eukaryota; Metazoa; Chordata; Actinopteri; Syngnathiformes; Syngnathidae. Gene Ontology annotation, molecular function: activin receptor activity, type I; ATP binding; activin binding. The record is from RefSeq and is a predicted model, not a curated record.
GUAACGCGUGGACUUCAGAGUGGAGUGUGUGUUUGUGUGUGGCGAGUGCGGUCGGACUGUGGCUUGUGUUGUGUUGCAGCCAGUCUACUUCCCCCCACCCCACCCCCUCCCUCCCCUCGUGUUUAGCUCGCAAAGCGAUGGGAAUGUGCGAGCAAUGGCUGUGAAACACACUGGCAGAGCGUUGCUGGCCCUGCUCGGGCUGCUGGCCGUCGGGAACGCUCUUCGUUGUAACUGCACAACCUGCGAGAAGACGGGCUAUGAGUGCGAGACUGAUGGCGCCUGCAUGGCCUCCACGUACACUAUCCAGGGAAAGGAGCAACACAUGCGCAUCUGCAUCAACAGUGACAACCUGGUUCCACCUGGGCAACCCUUCUACUGUCUGAGCGCUGAGGGUCUACUCAACACUCAUUGCUGCUAUGUAGACUACUGCAACAGUAUUGACCUGAAAGUCCCUGUGCCCACAAAGGAGGACCUCUCGGGCUCGGCCGGCUCCUGGGGCCCUGUGGAGCUGGUGGCGGUCAUCGCGGGGCCUGUCUUUCUGCUCUGUGUGCUGCUCAUGGUGGGCGUUUUCCUGUUCCAAUAUCAUCAGAGGGCCUAUAGUCACAGGCAGAGGCUGGAGGUAGAGGACCCGUCCUGUGACCAUCUCUACUUGGCCAAGGAGAAGACCUUGCAGGACCUCAUCUACGACAUGUCCACCUCCGGAUCAGGCUCUGGCCUGCCCCUGUUUGUGCAGCGGACUGUGGCCAGGACCAUUGUGCUGCAGGAAAUCAUAGGAAAGGGCCGCUUCGGCGAGGUCUGGCGAGGCAAGUGGCGCGGAGGGGACGUGGCGGUGAAGAUCUUCUCAUCCAGAGAGGAGCGCUCCUGGUUUAGAGAAGCAGAGAUCUACCAGACAAUCAUGCUGCGCCAUGAAAACAUCCUGGGUUUCAUAGCAGCAGACAAUAAGGACAAUGGCACAUGGACUCAGCUGUGGCUGGUGUCAGACUAUCAUGAGCACGGCUCCCUUUUCGACUACCUAAACCGCUACUCGGUCACCAUCGAGGGCAUGAUCAAGCUGGCGCUGUCGGCUGCCAGCGGUUUGGCACAUCUGCACAUGGAGAUCCUGGGCACUCAGGGCAAGCCCGGCAUCGCGCACCGUGACCUCAAGUCCAAGAACAUCCUGGUGAAGAAAAACGGCAUGUGCGCCAUCGCCGACCUCGGCCUGGCCGUCCGCCACGAGUCCAUCACGGAUACAAUUGAUAUUGCCCCAAACCAGCGUGUGGGCACAAAAAGGUACAUGGCUCCAGAAGUGUUGGACGAAACCAUCAACAUGAAGCACUUUGACUCCUUCAAGUGCGCCGACAUCUACGCUCUGGGCCUGGUGUACUGGGAGAUCGCGCGCCGCUGCAAUGCGGGAGGUGAGACCCAGCCUCCGCUCGGCCUCUUCGCCUGCCGGGUGGAUCCGAGGGGACGAGUUCGAAAACCUGACCGUUUCCUUCCCGCUUGUCCCGCAGGUAUCCACGAGGAGUACCAGCUGCCCUACUAUGACCUGGUGCCCUCUGACCCCUCCAUAGAGGAGAUGAGGAAGGUGGUGUGUGACCAGAAGCUGCGGCCCAAUGUGCCCAACUGGUGGCAGAGCUACGAGUCACUGCGCGUGAUGGGCAAGAUCAUGCGGGAGUGCUGGUACGCCAACGGCGCGGCGCGGCUCACGGCGCUGCGCAUCAAGAAGACGCUGUCGCAGCUCACUGUGGAGGAGGACAUCAAGAUGUGAACGAAGCCCUGCCAGUUUUGAAGCCAAGGCCUACCUCACCUUUUUAGCCAAAACUACUGAGACCCACCGACCCUGUCCAAUGUCUCCUCAGCCUCGCUCCCACCUCUGAACCGCUUCCCGUCGUCAUGGGCCACAGCACUACCACUGUUAAUAUCAUCUCACUCAAUUGUUUCGUUUUCAUCUUCCAGAUGGCAGGAACUACUAUUGUACAGUAUUCUUUUAUUAUUUUUUUUUUAAAGAAAGAAAUCAUUCAAAUUGUCCCACACACGUACGGCUGUGAAUGUUUGGGGAGGGCGGAGGCCAUGUUUGUAAUGCCGUGUGAUACAAACUCACCCUCGUCACAUCCAUCACUCCCUGGAGAAAACAAAAAAUGUGACCGUGUGUAGCUUCCUCUGUGCAACCUGCAGGCAAUCACUGGACUGGCAGGGAAAAAUGUUUUUAAUUUAUUUGUGUUUUUUGGCUUGAUGUGGACGAACACUGUGAGACGAGCGGCGUGUCUCUAAUCGGCGUUCUCGUCAUCCGGCGUCGCGAUGACAUCGGCACGCUGAGCCGAGGGGCGUAUCAAAUGUUUUUAUUCUUUUUAAUAUAUAUCUAUAUGUUGUGUGUUUCUGUCAUGAAUCAUGUUUUCUUUUGUGACUUUCAACACUACUGAUGAUGGGUACCUUUAUUUUUUUCCUCUUCUCCCCCCCCCUUUUUUUUUAAUAACACUCCCCCAUCCACAAGCAACAAUGUGAACAGUGACGGUACUUUGACUUAACAAAACAAAAUGUAUCUGAUGGAUUUUCUUUUGUUUUUUUACCCCCCUCAUUCGUUGGUACUACUGAUCCCACGUGUUUGCUGCAGCUGUUUUCCUUUAUUUUCAUGUUUGGGAUUGCCGAGCGAAUCAUUUGCAGGACUCGGCAACGCAGAUGUGUUUCCAAACACCACCUCUUACUGACACUGGAAUAUUUUUUUGGAGUGACCUGGAAUUCUGGAUCCUGUUUGAUUGCAAAGCAUGAUGUCAUAAGUAGUUCCUGGAAUGGCUGCCAAAGUGAAGCUGCAUGUUUUUCAUCAGUUUCGUUUGCCUUGGCCACGCUGAGGUGUUGAUCAGGAAUCCCUGUCUGUUUGUUUGUGUCCGCAUUUGUCUGUCGCGCAUGCAGCCGGGGAUUAACGGGAGGUACAUCCUGUCCAAAAAGUACAACUGCCCUGGCCAUGUUUUGUUUUGUUGCCAUAGACAUCCUGUCCAUGUGUAGUAUUUCAAGAUAGAAAAAUCUGUGUCUUGAAGAUGUUUUCAGGAUUAGUGUAUAUAGAUAUACAAUAAAUUCCUUUUUUUUCUUAAAA